AUUUCUUUUGUUUUUCUUAAAAUUUUUAUUAUUAUUAAUAUUCUUUUAAGUAUUGCUUUUAUUACACUUCUAGAACGGAAAAUUUUAGGAUAUAUUCAAUAUCGUAAAGGGCCUAAUAAAUUAGGUAUUAUAGGGCUAUUACAACCUUUUUCAGAUGCUAUUAAACUCUUUAGAAAAAAUAAAUUAGACCUAAAUUACUAUAAUAAAAUUAUUUACUUUAUUUCCCCUAUGAUAGCUCUUACUCUUAUACUUUCUUUUUGGAUGAUAAUUUAUUUUCCUUUUUCAAAGGGUAAGAGCAUUAAUUAUGAAUUUUUAAUAUUCUUAUUUAUUUCAAGUAUAAGAAUUUAUCCUAUUAUUUUUAGUGGUUGAUCUUCUAAUUCUAAAUAUGCUAUCUUAGGUGCUUAUCGAGGUGUAGCUCAAACUAUUUCUUAUGAAGUAAGUUUCUCUUUUAUUUUAAUUAGUCUAUUAAUUUUAAAUAAUAAUAUUAAUCUUUCUAAUCUUAAUAUUAUUCAAAUAAACUUUAAAUGAUUAAUUUUUGGUUUUUUCCCUAUAUUUUUAAUUUGAAUAACUAUUUUAAUAGCAGAAACUAAUCGAACACCUUUUGAUCUAGCUGAAAGUGAAUCUGAACUAGUCUCAGGUUUUAAUAUUGAAUAUAGAGGUUUAGAAUUUGCUUUAAUUUUUAUAGCUGAAUAUGGUAAUAUUAUUUUUAUAAGAUUUGUUACUUCAAUAUUAUUUUUAGGAGGUUCUUCUUAUUUUCUAACUCUUAAAAUCUUAAUCAUUAGAAUUUUAUUUUUAAUUAUUCGAGGAACUUUAAUUCGAUAUCGUUAUGAUAUAUUAAUAUAUAUAGCUUGAAAAACUAUUCUUCCUUUUAGUAUAACUUUUCUUUUGUUUUCAACUAUUUAUUUCUUUUUUUGACUUAAUUUGAGAAUCCACUAA
Varroa destructor (honeybee mite) is the source of this 936-nucleotide messenger RNA. The record is from the annotation of a RefSeq genome assembly. NCBI's taxonomy places the organism in Eukaryota, Metazoa, Arthropoda, Arachnida, Mesostigmata, Varroidae.